Messenger RNA from Solenopsis invicta (red fire ant), 3373 nucleotides. It is a transcript of the gene scat, whose product is annotated as vacuolar protein sorting-associated protein 54. The record is from RefSeq and is a predicted model, not a curated record. Gene Ontology annotation, molecular function: syntaxin binding. NCBI's taxonomy places the organism in Eukaryota, Metazoa, Arthropoda, Insecta, Hymenoptera, Formicidae. The coding region runs from base 372 to 3284 and encodes 970 amino acids. Gene Ontology annotation, cellular component: GARP complex. The transcript is spliced from 14 exons. Gene Ontology annotation, biological process: retrograde transport, endosome to Golgi; Golgi to vacuole transport.
GAAGAAUAAAAUCAGAGCGAAAUUUACCUGUGUAAAUGGCCUGUGUUCAGGUCUGUUUCACGCACACGUUUCAGAUGUGAUGUGUCCAGUGUGCCCAGUUCAGUUUACGGCCUGCGCGUGAUCGUUGCUGACGCGUGCUCACAGGCGAUGGAGAUCAUGUGCGGAAUAGUUGUAACCUCCACAACGCCGGUUGUCUCGUUCCUGAGUUGGCCAACGUGCGUGUCGUGAAACGUGUGUGUUUGUAAGCGGGGACGUGUAAUUGCUAAGUGGCCGUGCGUUCAAAGUUGGAGAGGCGAAGGACUCCGGGUGAAGUAGUGCUGCGAAAUGCGCUUGUCGACGCCGCAAUGGUGAGCUGAGGUGAUACUGGGGCAAUGGCGAAAGUCGCGAGAGGCUCCGAUCCGGCGCCUACGGUUUUGUUGUGCGAGCACUGCGCUAAUCAGACAUUCAACCAAAUUCAAGACUUCGUUAGGCAUUUGAGAGAUCAACAUUGUUCAAGAGAAGGUGGAUCUUUCGUAUGCCUCUAUGGUUAUAAUGCGGUAUGCACUAGUCUUCCCGUGGAAGGUGUUUCUGAUAAAGAUUAUAUAGCGCACGCCACUAAACACGCAGUUAUGCAACAGCAACGAAAGAGCAAUGGCCAGUUAUCCGAGGCAGGUUCAUCAUGGACAGUGUAUUCCGCUGCACAAAACUUACCUGCUGUCUUAAAUGAUCCGUUUAAAGGGAAACAGAGUAACUUUCUAACUCGCACCUGGGGAGAUGGAUUUGUGGAAAAAGUGGAUAUUCCAAAAAGCCCAUAUCUUCCUGAGGUCACAAUGCAACAUUUUGAAAUGUAUUUGAAAAAAAUUGCGAGGAGGUAUCGGAAACAUUCACGCAUGAACUCGAAUAUCAAUAGGCCAAUUACUCCAAAUGAAUUGCUCCAAAAUUUCCCUAAUCUUAAGAAAGUAAAGUCAUUGGAUCGUCUGCAGUUUGAUUUAGCUAAUAUUCCAAAGAUCUUCUUAGUUCCAAACUUAGAUCUUUCGCAAAAAGAUAAUUUUGUUGCUGUGUUUCCAUUUGCGAAAGAUGACCUUUUAACUGAAGAAUCUUAUGUGCAGAUUGUUAUGCAUGUAAAGCAAAUGCAAGAGAAGCUUAGUCACUAUCUGGAUGUUGUAGAAGUACGAAUAGCAGAACAAGUCGCCUCCAAAUCUCAAGCCUUUUUCCAGGCAAUGACAUCUCAUGAUGUGCUUAUGGAACAACUCACUCAAACUAUUACGGUUCUACAAGCACUUAGAAAAAAUAUUCAUGAAGUCGAUAAACAUCUAGUCAAGAAUUCUUUAGAAAUUUUACGCUUGGAACGUGCUAGAUGUAAUAGAUUAUUGGUAAAAGAAAAAUUAAAACUUAUGGCAACCGUACAUCAAAGUCAACCCAUGAUACAAUUAUUGUUGUCUACGCCGGAUUAUGUGGCCGCAUUGGAUCUUAUUUCUACAACGCAAGAAAUUCUCUUGCAGGAACUGAACGGAAUACAUAGCUUUAGACAUUUAAGUUCUCAACUAACUGAAAUGGAGAAGUUUGUGGAUAAGAUGCUAUCGACUGAGUUUCAAAGAUAUGCCACAGCGGAUCUCAAUAGACCAUUGGGUGGUGAGAAUACCGUCUUAGACGGCGACAAACUGGUCUCUAUCAUCUCUGGUCUACUGCGUCAGAAACAUUUUCAAUUCGUGGACACGUACAAAGAGGAAGCUGUGACCACUGUAAGAGCCUUAACAAAGCAACGGGUGAUAGAAGCUUUGGCGGCGAGUGAUUGUUGUAGCGAUCAGCAAGCAGCAGCUCUCGAAAUCGGAGGCCUUUCCUUGACGGAAAGAUUAACUUUACUCCACAAUACUAUACAGUCUUUCACAUUUCUUUUAUUACGAGUUAAGGCAGUUCAUGAUGUAAUGAAAGACACCGCGGACUUGUCAGCGGGACGUUUAUGCGAUGGCUCGUUUGACGAAUCAGUACCUGAUCGAUUACUGACCCGGGAAGAGCAUUCGCGAGUGAUCACUAAACUCAAUGAUAUGAUUACCUCUGUAUGUGAUUAUUGUCACGAGCGAAUGGGAAAUUUGCUUUCAGCUGGGACAAGUGAGAAGGAUAAAUUUCACAAUGAUAAAGACAAGAUAAUUGCUGAUGUCUCGUUGAAUAAAUUAGAGGAUAAAGAUUGUCAAACGUGGAAUGAUAAGAGCUCUUGGUUGAGUGAGAGAGCAACGGCCGCGCAAGUUUGUCAGUUAGCAAAUAUGGUUGAAGAAUUUACAUAUGCUUGUGAAAAACUUUGCGGCAAACAAUGUACUGCGUUACGAUCAGCAUUUAAAGCCCAAGCAAGUAAAUUUGUACAGCGCUUUCAUAAUGAACGCAAAACUAAGUUAACGUUACUAUUGGAAUCUGAAAGAUGGAAACAAGCUGAUGUACCGUUAGAGUUUCAAUCGUUAGUAACGUAUGUAUACGAGAAAAAGUGUUUUCCACUUAAAAUACCCACGUGCGAAGACGAUAUAAAAAAUGAAAGCGUAGUGAAUUUCAUCAUGGUUGGCGAUGAAAAAUUUGCUGUUGUUGGAACUGCUCUGAUGCUUAUUCAGAUGAUACACGAGUACUGCAGGACUGGUAGUGAAUUAAUUGCCUUGUCUGGAACCAUAGGAAGACUAUUAUACGAACUGUUAAAACAUUAUAAUUCUCGAUGUUGUCAACUAGUUCUGGGUGCAGGUGCAAUCCAAGGUGCAGGUUUGAAAACCAUUACAAGCACGAUCCUCGUAUUGGCGGCGCGAAGUCUUAAGCUUAUAUUGUGGUUUAUGCCCUUUGUCAAAGCACAUUUUCAAGCACUCGCAGAGCAAAAUCCUAGUCGAGGAGUUAUUGGUAUUAGUGGAGGAGUAGCUGUAUUAGAUAAUGUUGAAAGAGAUAUUCGUGCGCAUGUUCGUGAAAUCGAAGGAAAAAUUAUCGCUAUUGUAGAUAAUUUGUUAGGCGCACAAAUAUCUGAUUGGAUAGCAAGACCUCCGGUGCCAUCUAAAUCUUUCCGAACUAUUUCUAGUUAUCUAAUGAAACUUCACGAAGCUGUCUCUGGAAUUUUGCCUACCGUCGAAGUACAAUCUCUUUAUCGCAUGGUAAAUUCGUCAUUCAAGGAGAAGCUUAGAGAGCAACUGGUUCAGUUGAAUAUAGUGAACAAUGGUGGCCCACAACAUGGUGUGGUUACGUCGGAACUUACGUUUUACCUUGAAACCUUAAGAAAAUUAAAAGUUCUACCGAACGAAGAGUUAAAUGACAAUUGGAUGAGUGAUAUAUGGAGUAGAUAACAUGCAGAGCGCGUGAUAUACUGUAUUAUAGAAGCAAUGAAAUAUUAUAGAAAGAGGUGACUAAAAAAAAUAUAUGUGCAUUCGUCUUC